AUGAACGGUCCCAAGCAUUCCAAUGCUUCCCUGGCUAAGCGCAGUGCUUCGCCCGUUGGCCGUGGUCGCAACCUGAAGCCAGUGGCUACUGGAGCUGCUCCUCGCCCCCCCAGCCCCACUAACAACCACCACUUGCACCAGCGAACGGUACCCCGCCCUCGAGUGUUAUCGCCUCAGCCCCAACGCCACGAGGCUAAGCAUGGCCACGGGACCUCCCCCAGUGCUCCUCCUCCGGUUGCGGCUCGCUCUCCCAGCCCACUGCCGUUGCGCCAAUUGGACCCCACCGACAGCCCCGUGUACCAGCCCCGUUCGAGCCCCGUGCUCCGUGACUUCAGAUCGCCUACUCCGGAACAAUUUGAAGAGAUGGUGACCCAGAUGCCUCCCGACGACCAGAUGGAGCUUUUCACCAUUUUGCAGAAGCACAAGAUGGAACGCGACAACUUUGCCGGGCUGACGAUGCCGCUGUUUUCCUAUCUCGAGAUGUUUAUUUACCUGUUUCUCUUGCUUGCCAUCGUGUUGUUGAUGGCGGGGUCAUUGGUGCUGGUGGCGGUGGCCGUCUUCUACUCGGUGGCGUUCGUCGUCCGCAAGGUGCCGCCGUCGUGGGUGGUGCAGAAGAUCACCGACACCACCCAGGGGAUGAAGCAGGUGGUGGUGUCGCCGAUUUAG
Molecule: messenger RNA, 666 nt
Organism: Diutina rugosa
Lineage: Eukaryota; Fungi; Ascomycota; Pichiomycetes; Serinales; Debaryomycetaceae
Exons: 1
Coding region: 1-666 (221 amino acids)
Source: RefSeq, a predicted model, not a curated record